This is a messenger RNA of Tarenaya hassleriana, 2214 nucleotides long. RefSeq names its product 5' exonuclease Apollo. The record is from RefSeq and is a predicted model, not a curated record. Gene Ontology annotation, molecular function: 5'-3' DNA exonuclease activity; damaged DNA binding. Lineage: Eukaryota; Viridiplantae; Streptophyta; Magnoliopsida; Brassicales; Cleomaceae. Gene Ontology annotation, biological process: interstrand cross-link repair; double-strand break repair via nonhomologous end joining; protection from non-homologous end joining at telomere. Bases 151 to 1800 code for a protein of 549 amino acids. The transcript is spliced from 4 exons.
UUGUAAUUUGCGGCAUGCCCGCCAAAUCCAAACCCUAGCCUCACCGUCAUCGAUUGGACAAACCGUUCGAAUCCACCAUCACCAUCGGUCGGACCAAAAACCCUCUAAUUCACCACCGCCGUCGCGGUUCGGCGGACACCGACGGCGAAGAUGCCGAUAGAGAUGCCAAGAGGGUUGCCCUUCUCCGUCGACACCUUUGGACCGUACACGACGAAGAAGAGGAAGAGGCAUCAUUUCUUGACUCAUGCCCACACGGACCACACCGCCGGAAUUUCUGUCGCCAACGCCGUUUUCCCGAUCUACUCAACCUCGCUCACCAUUUCUCUUCUUCUUCAACGACAUCCUAAGCUUGAUGCGUCUUUGUUUGUGAGCGUCGAGGUUGGGCAAUCGGCGUGCAUCGAUGAUCCUGAUGGAAAAUUUAAAGUCACCGCUUUUGAUGCGAACCAUUGUCCUGGAGCUGUCAUGUUCUUAUUUGAAGGCAAUUUUGGUAAUAUACUUCACACUGGUGAUUGUAGACUAACCUCGGAGUGCCUACAGACCUUGCCUGAGAGAUACGUGGGAAGACAAGGCAAGGCACCGCAAUGUUGUCUUGAUUACAUUUUUCUCGACUGUACAUUUGGGAAAUUCUCUCGAGGGUUUCCAAGCAAGCAUUCAGCGAUUAGACAGAUCAUCAAUUGCAUAUGGAGACACCCAGAUGCGCCAAUUGUCUAUCUUGCUUGUGAUCUUCUGGGUCAGGAAGAUGUACUCGUAGAAGUUUACAGAACAUUUGGUACCAAGAUUUACGUUGAUAAAGCUACCAACCACCACUGUUUCAGAUCACUAAUGGUUACACAUCCUGAAAUUGUGUCUGAAGAUCCAUCUUCCCGGUUCCACAUAUUUGAUGGCUUCCCUAAAUUGUGUGAGAGGGCUAGUGCAAAACUUGCUGAGGCUAGAUACAAUCUUCAGCCUGAACCCAUUAUUAUCCGCCCUUCUGCUCAGUGGUUUGUUUGUGAUGAGGAUGAAUCUCCUAAACACAGAAGCCAGAGUCCAAAACGGAGAAGAGACAGAUUUAAUGAAGCUUUGAGGGAUGAGUUUGGUAUAUGGCAUGUGUGCUACUCCAUUCACUCGUCUCAAGAAGAACUGGAAUCAGCCUUGCAACUUCUUUCCCCGAAAUGGGUGGUGUCAACAACUCCAUUUUGCAGAGCAAUGGAGUUGGACUAUGUGAGAAAAAAUUGUUUGGUCAGUCGACUAGGUCCAGAUGAUCCUUUGUGGUUGCUUCUAGACAUCGAUGUGCAAUGUUCCUCACCUGUCAGUUGUUGUCCCAUGAUAGAAGAACAUAGCCAGCAGGAUUAUUCAAAUUCCCAGCUGGAACCUGUAAUAGAAUCUUCUAGCAUGAAGAAGCGCUUGAGUUUGUCCACUGACAAAAGUCUACCCGUUACACUUUUUGGGAGAGCGAGGCUCGGGUUAGAAGAAUCUGAUCGUUCAAACGAGAAGAGAACCAUAACCAACAGAUAUGAUGAAUACACAGUUUCAAGGUUGAACAUGAAGGAAGUAGUCGAGCCUUUACAAGAUGUUACCAAUGAAAGACGAGAUGGAGUAGAACCUUCAUUUGAGGAAGUAAACGAUGACCGUGAUGAUGCAGAAAACUCAACGGCUGACUCGGGAAAAGAGAGUUGGAAGGGAUUUUCUCCGUGCAAGAAUCUGAGCAAGAAUCUGAGAAAGCUGUACAGAUCGAUGAAUGCCCCUGUUCCACGGCCGCUCCCCUCCUUGGUUGAAAUUAUGAACGCCAGGAAACGUGCUCGAAAGCAUCUCGUCUUGUAGAAUCGGUAUCAAAACCUAGUUGUGGUUUUGGUAUAGUUCAUCUUACUCUGAAUUGCAUUGUGUUUAGAGAUCAUGGUUAAUUAAAAUCAUUAGGGUUUGGUAAAUGACGAGGAUCACUGUGCUGAAGACAUGCAUGGAGAUGGAGGAUGCUACCAAGUACCAAGACCAAGAUGAAGGAGACGUCAUGCAUGGCUGCUACAACAAAAUUUUGAUGAUUAUGAGUAAGGAUUCUUGAGGCCAGCUUUCAUUUCUUGAAGCUCAAAUUUUGAGUUCUUGAAUACUUUUCAGAAGAUUUUUUUUUUAAAAACAUAGAUCUUGAGGGUGGUUGUUGUUGUUGUUGUUGAGAACUUGAGAGUACAAUUAUGUAAAGAGAUUUUUACCCAUUGGAAGAUAUUGUUCAGUUUCAGAGCAGAA